CCUCCAGUCUGAAAAAUCAGGUCCAGUUCAAUCACGUGCCCACUGACCCCUCUAGGCUGCCUCCUGCCCAACAGAAUAUCCUAAACCCAUCAAUAAUGUUCUCCCAUCUCCCCCAGUCUGGCAUGCCACCUCAGCUCUCUUCUCAACAUGCUCAGCCUUUCGAUCCUACAUCCUUUCUCCCUCAGCACUUCAUGCAGGAGUUCCUUCGGCUGAGCACCCCCGUCGGUCAAAGCCCCGACGACGAUACUGUUCUUGCUCGGGCCCUGCAUGAUAGCAAACAGAACGGCAAGACUUACAGACAGGCCCUCGAGGGCCUUCACGGCGUUAAUAACCAUGCCGCUAACCUAUGGAAAGACUACUACCUUGAUCACCACGAUCGUAUCGAAAUGCUCGUCUCUCGUCUUAGCCAUCCACCUAAAACUGUCAAGAAACCAUUUACCACCUUUCCCAUUCCCAUUGCCGAAGAGCAGUCAGGAACCAGUUCAUCUCAAGCCACUCAGAAGCGCAAGGUGUCCCCCACUCCAGCUUCCAGUCGCCCCUCUCCCAAACCACGGGCUCAGCCUCCUAAACAGUUCCCAAGUAGACGUGUCUCCCAUACUCCUCCAGUUCAGACUGCCAUCACCAACCGCCCACCAAAACGCGCUAGAGCGACCAUCAACAGCUUGUCUGUGGACUCUAUAUCGAUGGCCAACAGCAUGGUUCAUGGCUUGACGCCCCCGCACGCAGAUAUUUUGGUUCCCGACCCGCCUUCGCGAUCCCCAUCACCUCCCACAAAAAUACAUGUAGGGACCCACGGAAACAGGUAUACACUGGAAGACCGGGACUACUUCAUCAAAUUCAUCACUUGGACUCUGAAACAGGACCCUUCAUUGACAAAAAGGCAGCUAUGUGACCUGCUAGCUGCCAAGGUACCCCACCACUCCAGUACUUCUUGGGCAUCGCACUGGCAUGCUCGUCACGACCUGGCAGAUAAAAUUCUGGCGACUUAUCGGAGAAGAGCAGACACAGGGGAGGAGGAUGCAGAUUCCGAGCCAGAGUCAGCAGUGCAUACCAGCGAACAUGGUUGGCCAGAUUGGAGCGAUCAUGAUGCUGAUACAGAAGACGACGAAGCCGACAUGGGUGAACCGGGAACACCUUUCACACGUGGAGAUUGGUGCAUGCUGGCAAGAUUCAUAGCCCGGACUGACUGGCAUAACAUGACGAGCAAGGAACGGUUUGAUACAUUUUCCGAAUCUUAUGACACGGAACGAUCUGCAAAAUCAUGGGCCGAAUUUUAUCGUAAAAACGAACAUGCGCUCUUAAACCUGGCAAAGAGAUAUCCAAAACAAAACAAAGAUAGCGAAGAUAUAUACAGUCGACGUGCAUAUCCGUCGUGGGCGCAGAAGUGUGCCGCUAGCGAUAGAAUUGCUCUAUCAGAUGAGGACGGCGACCAUGAAAUUGAUGAGGCGACGACUGAGUACUGAGUCAAGUCUCGUGCAUCCUCACGAACCCAGAGUCGUGUUCGAUGCACUCUUAAUGUCAUCCGGGUUAGCAUUGGUACUUACACUACAUAGCGUAGUUUAUAGACUCAGUGUAGGAGGUAAGCCCACACGUGGCUAAUAUGGAGUAUAUACAUAAGUCACUGCG
Molecule: messenger RNA, 1626 nt
Organism: Pisolithus orientalis
Lineage: Eukaryota; Fungi; Basidiomycota; Agaricomycetes; Boletales; Pisolithaceae
Exons: 6
Coding region: 96-1463 (455 amino acids)
Source: RefSeq, a predicted model, not a curated record